This is a messenger RNA of Lodderomyces oxycetoniae, 273 nucleotides long. RefSeq lists its product as uncharacterized. The transcript has a single exon. The coding region runs from base 1 to 273 and encodes 90 amino acids. NCBI's taxonomy places the organism in Eukaryota, Fungi, Ascomycota, Pichiomycetes, Serinales, Debaryomycetaceae. The record is from RefSeq and is a predicted model, not a curated record.
AUGUUAUCUGCUAGAGUCUUGAAACCAGCUUCAAUUGCAUUCCGUUCAUAUUCGACCGGUGCUUCAGUCACUGGUAAACCAAGAAAAAUAAGUGGCUUUAGAGGCGGGGUCAUUGGCUUGUUACUUGGAAUUACACUUACUGGUGGUGCUUCAUAUUAUUAUUUGCUUGAUCAGUACAACUUUGCAAACGAGGUGGUGCAAUCGGAUGUAGUGGCUCUUCAAACAUCAAUUGCUAAGUUAGAGGAACAUAUUCUGAAGUUGGAGAGAGACUAG